Molecule: messenger RNA, 2278 nt
Organism: Vitrella brassicaformis
Lineage: Eukaryota; Vitrellaceae
Source: the annotation of a GenBank genome assembly
GGAAAAUUUUCGCAGAUGCAAAUGACACCUCAAGUCAACAUCUGUCUCGCUCCAUUUGCACAGAACACCUCUUGUGUUGAUGACCGAAAAUCCCUCGUGACCAUAACACACAACUCAGAGACUGGCCGCGAGCAAUAUGGAAAAAACUUCUCUAUCAGGGAAGGCUCAACAGAUGGUUCAUGUCUAUGGCACGUCGAUUGAUAGAAACAUCCAUGAAGAAUCAGCCAUCCCCCGAGACAUGACUGAUUGUCUAUCAAAGGGGCAGUCAGGCAGACACCGGCACAUUUGAUGAUGUAUCGUUGUCUGUCCGUCCGUUGGUAUCCCAUGAAGGCGUAGACAGCCCGCAAUCAUGAAAACAUCCAUGCCACACACCUUCACACGGGGCGAGCGGAGUCUCAGCCCCUUGUGAUGCGUUUCUUAAGAAUGCCGGUAGUCAUUUCGCGUGUAUGAAGCCGACAAAUCGGCCUUGCGGACAACCGGAUAAAUGCAGGUCGCGCCGAGCGAUUAUCGACCUCGGGCGCCCGAACGCUGUUCUUUCUGCGGUGUCCCAGAUGGGCUCUGACGUUCGGCCCGAGCGUAUCGGGUCUCCUUCACCGGUUGAGUCAGACAAUCGACAGCACGGCGUGUGUUCCAGAAUGAUUUGGGCAUGACGCUGUCCGCUUUGCACCGGUGACUGUACUUGGCUGCAAUCUGACGGACCUGCAGCAACGAGGAGGGAGAGGUGAAUACCACACGCGAGAGGCACAAUUGAAAGGAGAGAGAGGGAUGCAACGUUUACCUCUUCUAGUAGCCCUUCAUCGAGUGUGAUUGGGUCGAGUCCCAGGAUGCGAAACUUCCGGUUCGACACUUCCAGCUCAUUCUCGGGCGCCUCUUGUCUGCAGACGAAGACGGGCAUCAGUGCAACAAGAAAGUCUGGGUUGAGCUGCGAGUCAUGUCACCUUGGGUUGGCAAGGUAUGCAACUCGUCCGCCGGUCUUGCUGGCGAUCAUUUCUGCCAAAUCUCGCACACGAAGUGUUUCAGCAACCUGGACGUUCAAUGAGUGACAAUAUACCGUGUGUGCAAUGCGUAUUGACAUGACGUGUACCUGAUUCAGUAUCUCGACUGGCUGUCCAUGCUUCGGUGGGUUGAUGAGUGCCAGUUCAAUGCAUCGGCAUGUGUCCCUGAUGUGAAUGAAGGCUCGCGUCUGGCCUCCAGUGCCGUACACAGUGAGGGGAAUGCCCAGGGCUGACUGCAUGAGGAAGCGAUUCAGCACCGUGCCGUAGUCACCAUCAUAAUCAAACCUGCGCUCACACAGCAAAAUCAGCCUAUCACUCGAAAUACGACCAGCGCUUCACACAAUCAUACCUGUUGACCAACCGCUCGUCUUUGAGGGUCUGAUCGGUGUUCGUCCCCCACACGAUGCCCUGAUGCAGAUCCGUGACUCGGAGACCAUCGUUCUUAUUGUAAAACUGGAACAGCAGUGCAUCCAGACACUUAGUGGCAUGGUAAAGGGAGCCAGGAUACGCAGGGUGGAGGAUCUUGCCCUCUCGACCGCCAGGUAGGAUGACGUCGAUGUAGCCCUCAGGUAUCUCCCCACCAGAUGUACCAUAGCCGUAAACACCCAUAGUCCCGAGAUGCACGACGUGAAUGUCCAACCCAGAGUCCACUAUGGCGCACAGCACAUUAUGGGUGCCGGAAAUGUUGUUGUCGAUUGUGUAGCGCUUUUGUCGUGCUCCUUUCAUCGAGUAGGGCGCCGCCCGCUGCUCGGCGAAGUGGACGAUAGAGUCUGGUUUCUCUUUUUUCAGCAGGUCCACCAGCUCCUGGUAGUGUUGCUUGACGUCAAUAUUGACGAACUUGAUAUCCCGACCCGUCACUUCCUUCCACGCCUGCAGCCGCUUGUCAAUCGGCUCGAUGGGGGUGAGAGACGAAGUGCCGAGCUCGUUGUCAAUGUCCCUUCGUGAGAGGUUGUCCACGAUGAUGACGUCAUGCCCUCGCUCCGACAGAUAGAGGCUCGUCGGCCACCCGCAGAAACCAUCACCACCCAAGACUACCACUUUCUUGCGCCGAUCCUGAGGGUCCGGUUGAAACUGGCUUGUGCUGAAUUUGCCGUCUGCUGAUCCGAUGAGUGACGCAACCUGGCGGGGAGGGCUUACAUCCCAUCGGUUUCCCUUCGCCGCCGCGCUUCGUUUUCCAAACCAGGAGGAUAGACCGCAUGUGGUUUGCGCAAGGAGGAAGACAAUGAGAAGGAAGAUCCUAAGGACAGCCAUGUAGGUUGGGGAAGAAGGGGGGAGGAGCAUUG